AUGUACUUUAAUCGCGAGGCUCAACGGCCAGGUCGGAAUCCGGAAGGUGACGGACCAUUUUCGUUGGCAACACUCCGUCAUAUCGGGAAACCCUCGGCCGCUGUCAACCGUACGGCGACUGAAGAGUUGAGCAAACAUUUUGAACGCGAAUUGGGUAUAAAAGCCGUCGACUCUAAGUUCGUGUUCGUAGAGAUCACUGCCGACGAGUUGGGAACCAGGGGUCAGUUGAGAUCAGAUUUUGACUGAUACUAUAUCCACACCACUCAACGCUUCUACUCCUAACAC
Messenger RNA from Medioppia subpectinata, 285 nucleotides. The record is from the annotation of a GenBank genome assembly. NCBI's taxonomy places the organism in Eukaryota, Metazoa, Arthropoda, Arachnida, Sarcoptiformes, Oppiidae.